Gigantopelta aegis is the source of this 2316-nucleotide messenger RNA. RefSeq names its product tethering factor for nuclear proteasome STS1-like. The transcript has 7 exons. Gene Ontology annotation, cellular component: nucleus. The record is from RefSeq and is a predicted model, not a curated record. Lineage: Eukaryota; Metazoa; Mollusca; Gastropoda; Neomphalida; Peltospiridae. Gene Ontology annotation, biological process: proteasome localization; nuclear protein quality control by the ubiquitin-proteasome system. The coding region runs from base 158 to 1135 and encodes 325 amino acids.
AAGUUGGUGAAUAGCGGGAGUUGGGUAAAAAUAGAAAAUGUUUUAAAGAUGUUCGCGAUCCUUUUGCAUGCACGCUUAUCUUGAGGAUCGAUAGUUUUAGCUUGUACAACGGUUUUAAUAUUCGUUUUUCAGCGCUAAUUCCUGGAUUUUCUGCGAAAUGCCUCAACGACGAGAACCUCUAAAAAGUUUGCCAGUGGCAGCGGCAUCAAGAAAUGGAAGUCAACGUGAUCUGAUGAGCAUGUGGCAUAUGACCCCGCGCCAAUCGCCUGAAGAAGAAAUCAUUGAACAGCGAAGCAGGCGGUCGUCUCCGAGAAAAAGCCCGAAGAAAAGCUACAUAGAAACAAUCGACAUAACCAAUCUAGAUUCAUCUAUGGAGUCGAACCUGUCUAUGGCAGAUACUGACACGCCACUACGAACCAAAGUCCCACGAGCCGUCAAGAAGAAACUGCUCAUGUCAAAAGAUGACGAGGAAAAGACUCCUUUCCCCAAGAACCUUUCUCCUCCAACCAAGAAGAGGAAAACCUCGUCAAAGAAAAAGAUGGCCGUAUCUAACGAUUCGCGAGUCACGCCUGAUGAUCUCAGUAGACGGUUAUCUUCCCUCAGCAACCAGCAGUUGGUAGACAUAAUAACCGGAUUGGCUGGUAAUCAACCGGAUCUGCAGCAGGACAUUGAGGAGCUGAUCCCUGCCCCCGAUAUCACCCCCCUGGUGGAGAACCUGAAUUUCUUCAGGAAGAACAUUCUCAAGGCAGUGCCCUAUUCACGUUACGGAACCAACACUGAUGCGUUCUGUUUCCGGCGGUGUAAAACUCAUGUCAUGAGCUUCAAGGAGGCGUGUGUGAGUCAGGGGAAGCAACUCCAAGAGGCCGGUUCGUGGUGUGCUCUGUGUGAGUAUGUUAAGCAGGCGUGGAGUGAGGUGGGUGAACUGCCGGACUGGGACAACGAGAACCACUGCUCGGCUAAACGGCUGUGUUUCAAGUCUCUGGCGGCCAUGUUUAAACACGUCAUUAAAAACGGCACGUUCAGCAGGGAGGAGUACAGUGAGAUGAAAGAAUGGCUUGCACCAAAGGUAGAUUUCCACGAAGAGUUAUCUCCCUGUACAACUCUUUUGGAUAAAAAGAUUGCUAAAUGUCACUGAGAAUGUAUUCGGCACUGCAUGACAUUUGUGAAAAAAAAUACAUUUUUAAUUAACAAUAUGACCCGCGAGAAAUUUGAGUAAAAUAUUGCUUUUCAGGAUUGUUCCUUAACCUGAAUCAUGCAGACGUUCUUGGAAAUUAAUUGUCAAGAUGUUCUUGGAAGUAAUUUCCUAGACUUGGAUGAAACUAAAUUAUAGAAAUGAAUAAGUGUUACUGGAAAAGAAUUGCUAAUCCUUUUCUAGCAGUAAAUUACCCAGAUGUUUUAGAAAUGAAUUGUAGAGAUGUUCCUAGAAAAGGAUUGCUUAGGUUUUUCUAGAACUAAAUUACCCAGAUGUUUUAGAAAUGAAUUGUAGAGAUGUUCCCAGAAAAGGAUUGCUUAGGUUUUUCUAGAACUAAAUUACCCAGAUGUUUUAGAAAUGAAUUGUAGAGAUGUUCCUAGAAAGGGAUUGCUAAGACUUCUAGAACUAAAUUACCCAGAUGUUUUAGAAAUGAAAUGUAGAGAUGUUCCUAGAAAGGGAUUGCUAAGACUUCUAGAACUAAAUUACCCAGAUGUUUUAGAAAUGAAAUGUAGAGAUGUUCCCAGAAAGGGAUUGCUAAGACUUUUCUAGAACUAAAUUACCCAGAUGUUUUAGAAAUGAAAUGUAGAGAUGUUCCUAGAAAGGGAUUGCUAAGACUUCUAGAACUAAAUUACCCAGAUGUUUUAGAAAUGAAAUGUAGAGAUGUUCCUAGAAAGGGAUUGCUAAGACUUCUAGAACUAAAUUACCCAGAUGUUUUAGAAAUGAAAUGUAGAGAUGUUCCCAGAAAGGGAUUGCUAAGACUUUUCUAGAACUAAAUUACCCAGAUGUUUUAGAAAUGAAAUGUAGAGAUGUUCCUAGAAAGGGAUUGCUAAGACUUCUAGAACUAAAUUACCCAGAUGUUUUAAUGAAUUGUGAAGCUUAUGAUUUAUUAAGUGAAUUGUAUCUCCCUUUAAGGAGAAGUAGGCUGUACAUUAUACACAAUGUAGCAUACGUCUUUGUGAUAAAGCAUCCACCAUUGAUACAUCAGUAGAUCCAGUGUAAGUCAAUAUACACAACUUCACAUACGUUGUUAUCGCUUCCUAUUUAUUGCGCAAGAAUAUAUACCACGAGACCGCAUGGUAGUCGAGUGGUAUGUUCUUUUUCAAAAUAAACGAGUGCAAUAAACA